Messenger RNA from Paraglomus brasilianum, 390 nucleotides. The record is from the annotation of a GenBank genome assembly. NCBI's taxonomy places the organism in Eukaryota, Fungi, Glomeromycota, Glomeromycetes, Paraglomerales, Paraglomeraceae.
AUGGCAAAAAUACCCGCCCAGAAAUCAUGGAUACGUCCGCCAGGAUUUGAAUCAUUCUCAAAAAAAGAAGAAGUUAUUUCGGCUGUAAUCAUAUGGACGGAUUUCGGCGGAACGUAUUCCAUCACCACUCAGGAUCUUAAUCCAGUAGCUAGCCAAAAUCCCAGCGGAACGUAUUCCAUCACCACUCAGGAUCGCAAUCCAGUGGCUAGCUUCUCAGUUGGACAAAUCACAUGGGCAGAUACCGUAGUUCCCCAUGCUCUUUGUCAACCGCCAUAUAAUUCGCAAAAGCUGAGUGGUUGGAAUAAUCCAACCAGUGAAACAAGUAUACUAAUAGAAGGUGCCUACCUGAAACUGCUUCAACAUUCUCGAUGCCGAUUUCUCUUCCCAUGA